Lodderomyces margitis is the source of this 4875-nucleotide messenger RNA. It is a transcript of the gene SNF2, whose product is annotated as SWI/SNF catalytic subunit. The coding region runs from base 1 to 4875 and encodes 1624 amino acids. NCBI's taxonomy places the organism in Eukaryota, Fungi, Ascomycota, Pichiomycetes, Serinales, Debaryomycetaceae. Gene Ontology annotation, cellular component: nucleus. The record is from RefSeq and is a predicted model, not a curated record. Gene Ontology annotation, molecular function: ATP binding; histone binding; ATP-dependent chromatin remodeler activity. Gene Ontology annotation, biological process: positive regulation of transcription by RNA polymerase II. The transcript has a single exon.
AUGAACCGUAUGCCCACGAAAGAAGAGGUUCAAAAGAUAGUGCAACGGUGGCAUCAAUUGCGAGAGCAGUAUGGUGACCAAGUUGUUAAUGUCCCCGAGUUUGCUCAGUUGAACAAGACGAUUAAUAACAUCAAAAUGCAACAACAGCAAUUACAACAACAUUUACAACAACAAAGGAACAUACAGAGACCACAGAUGCCCCAGCAAAGCCAACACCAACCACAACAACAACAGCAGCAGCAACAGCAACAGCAACAGCAGCAACAGCAGCAACAACCGCAACCACAACCACAACCACAACCACGCCCCCCAUUGCAGUCUCAACUACAACAGCCACAACACCAAGGAUCGCCAGCAGUUCUGCAUCCUAUUCCGCCAACCCCCAACCAGCCAUUUACAAAUACAGCAAGUGUGAAUAAUCACGCAGAUCAAUUUGGUAACCUGGUUGCUUCUCCAGCCGGCAACAUACAACUGUCGACAGCUGGAACCCCCUUUUCACAAGAUGCGAAUUUGUUAGGCGGACAAGCCAACAAUAAUCGCUAUACACCACAGUUUGGAAACAGAGCAAUGCAAAACGGCAACGAUUCACACCAGAAGGUCAAUCAAUCCACCAGUAGCAAUUGGCCUAUUAACUCUCCUGCACAGCUGGUUUCUACCUCCGAGUCUGCAUUCACACACCAACAGUUUCAGUUGUUAAAAUCACAAAUGCAGGCAAUAAAAUACUUGACUAAAUCACCAAACCAAGGGCCCAUGCCACAAAACUUGAUCAGUUUUGUCACUAACCCGACAUCUUCUUAUCCCACCGAUCCUUACAUAUCGGUGCCUGGAAAUAAUAACAGUACCCUAAAUCCAAACUUUUCCCAAAGUGCAACAUCCAUGCCAAAUAAUUUCAACAAUAAUACUGAUGUGCAAACUCCAAACGAACCGGCGGAAAAGAAAAAGGGAAAGAGAGGUCCAAAACCAAAGAAUAAAGAUCAACCAAAGAAGAUGACAAAGAAGCAGAUGAGAGAAGAGGAGCAAAGGAUCGCAGCAGAGAAGCAUAGAGAAGAACUUGAGAAGCAAAAUAGAAUCAAACAGGAACAAGUUCAAGUACAACAGCCGCAACCACAAAUUCAACCACAAAUUCAACCACAAGUGCAACCACUACCCCACUCACAAGCACCACCACAAGCACCACCACAUGCACCACUACAACCACAAACAGGACUUCAUUCGUUGUCCCAGCAAAAUCAAUUUUCAUUUGCAGAUCCUUCACCCCCAGUAUUGUUGAGCAAGGUGGUCAAUGACAAGAAUAAGGAUUCAAAAAUUGUUGUGCCAGUGACCAAACCGACGAUUGAGGUCGAUACAUUUGAAAAAGCGGACAUGGUUGAUGAUCACACCCAUGAUGUACCAUUAACUUUCCUCUACACGCCACAAAGCAGAAUUCAUAUUCCAUCUUUGAUGCCCAAGGCCUUAAGUUUGGAGCAAAUCGCAGCUAAUCGCGAAUUGUUCUUGAUACUCAGCAUCGAAAAUGAAAAAGAUUUAUUACGAUCCGAGAUUCAGUCCUUAGGUAAGGAGGACCAUAAGAGGAGAGAAUUGUUGGUGACACGACUCAACCAGUUGGAGAUCAUACCAAUUCAAAAACAAGUACGAGGUAAAUUGCUCAGUCAGGUAUGGUUCAGUAAGUCUUUGCUUCCUAAUUCUCAUCCGAAUUUUUUGGCAAGAUUCAACACGUUAUCGAUGGAAAGUGUUGCUGUCACAAUUGAUUUAUAUCGCCACCAAUUGGAGUCCCUAAUGAGGGAACAAAAUCGAAAACACUCCCGUGUUUUAGACCAAGUCAUUGACUUUAGCACUAGAAAUUCCGCCAGGACCAAUAAAAAAUCAGACAAGGUCAAUAGAUUUGUAAACAAAAUUGCUAGUUUCCAUAACCUGACUGCCAAGGAAGAACAGAAAAAGCUUGAAAAGAUGGCCAAGCAACGUUUGCAGGCAUUGAAGCUGAAUGACGAAGAGGCAUAUUUGAAGCUUUUGGACCACACCAAGGAUACAAGGAUUACCCACUUGUUGAGACAGACGAACCAGUUCUUAGACUCUUUAGCACAAGCUGUUCAAAGUCAGCAGAAAGAGGCAGAGGCAAAUCUUGCUACCUCCGGUAGGGCACCAGAAAACGCUGUUGAAGCUGCCAAUGAAGAUGAGAAAAGAGAGAAAACUGAUUAUUACAAUGUGGCUCAUAAAAUCAAAGAAGAAGUUACUCAGCAACCGUCAAUUUUAGUGGGUGGAACUUUGAAGGAGUACCAAUUGAAAGGUUUACAAUGGAUGGUUUCCUUGUUCAAUAAUCAUUUGAAUGGUAUUUUGGCAGAUGAAAUGGGAUUGGGAAAAACUAUUCAAACCAUAUCGUUGUUGACUUAUUUGGCAGAAGUAAAGAAAAUCAAUGGUCCGUUUUUAGUUAUUGUUCCGCUUUCAACGGUGACAAAUUGGAAUCUCGAGUUUGAGAAAUGGGCUCCAACGAUGAAGAAAAUUACUUACAAAGGAACUCCGAACCAAAGAAAAUCAAUGCAGCAUGAUAUCAAAACGGGUAAUUUUCAAAUCCUCCUCACCACCUUUGAAUACAUUAUCAAGGACAAGGGUCUUUUAGGAAGAGUGAAAUGGGUACAUAUGAUAAUCGAUGAAGGUCACCGUAUGAAGAACUCAAAUUCGAAACUUUCUGAAACCUUAACCACAAACUAUCACAGUGACUACCGCUUGAUUUUGACGGGUACACCAUUGCAAAAUAACUUGCCAGAGUUGUGGGCAUUAUUGAACUUUGUAUUGCCUAAAAUCUUCAACUCGGUAAAGUCUUUUGAUGAGUGGUUUAAUACCCCGUUUGCAAAUACCGGUGGGCAGGAUAAGAUUGAAUUGAGCGAAGAAGAGACAUUAUUGGUUAUUAGAAGGUUGCAUAAAGUUUUACGGCCGUUCUUGUUGAGAAGAUUGAAAAAGGAUGUUGAAAAGGACUUGCCGAAUAAAGUUGAAAAAGUCGUCAAGUGUAAGAUGUCUUCGCUUCAGUCUAAACUUUACCAACAAAUGUUGCGCUUCAAUGCCUUAUAUGCCGGUGAUCCAAAUGAUGAUAUGGCAGUUGUGCCUAUAAAAAACGCCAAUAAUCAAAUUAUGCAGUUGAAAAAGAUUUGUAAUCAUCCUUUUGUUUACGAAGACGUGGAAAACUUUAUCAACCCCACAGCAGAAAAUAAUGAUCUCAUUUGGAGAGUUGCAGGUAAAUUUGAGUUGUUGGAUAAAGUUUUGCCCAAGUUCAAAGAAACUGGUCACAAGGUGUUGAUUUUCUUCCAAAUGACCCAGGUUAUGGACAUAAUGGAGGACUUUCUUAGGCUUCGUGGGAUGAAGCAUAUGAGGUUAGAUGGAGGUACCAAGGCAGAUGAUCGAACGGAGCUUUUGAAAUUAUUCAAUGCGCCUGAGUCCGAUUACUUUUGUUUUCUUUUAUCGACGAGAGCAGGUGGUUUAGGAUUGAAUUUGCAAACUGCAGAUACAGUCAUCAUUUUUGACACAGACUGGAAUCCACAUCAGGAUUUACAGGCUCAAGAUAGGGCCCAUCGUAUUGGCCAGAAAAAUGAAGUUAGAAUUUUGCGAUUGAUUACAGAGAAUUCAGUCGAGGAGAUGAUUUUAGAAAGAGCCCACGCAAAGUUGGAAAUUGAUGGUAAAGUCAUUCAAGCGGGUAAGUUUGAUAACAAGUCGACAGCCGAAGAGCAGGAGGCAAUGUUGAGAGCUUUGAUUGAAAAGGAAGAUGAACGUCGUACAAAAGGUGUAGAAGAAGAAGAGGAGGAUUUGGAUGACGACGAGUUGAAUGAAAUAAUAGCUCGAAAUGAAUCAGAGCUUGUUAAAUUUAAACAACUUGAUGAAGAGAGAUAUCUUACUACCAAGGAUGCUAGUUACCCAACUAGAUUACUUUCUGAACAAGAGCUUCCACCUAUUUAUAAAAAAGAUCCUGAGGAAGUUCUCAAAAAAGAUGAUAUCUUCACCGAAGACUAUGGUCGUGGAGCAAGAGAAAGAAAGACGACCAAGUAUGAUGAUAAUUUAACCGAGGAACAAUGGUUGAAGCAAAUUGAAGGUGUUGUUUCAGAUGACGACGAUGAUGAUGCAGGUGAUGACGAUGAGGGGGACUUUGACAGUGACAAUGACAUCUAUCAAAGUGGUCGAAGUGCUAGAGGUAAAGGUAAAGGCAAGGGAAGGAAGAGGAAAUUUGGACAAGGUCGUGGCGGGAAAACGCAUAUCUUGGAUAAGGAUGAUGACAGUACAAAUGAGUAUGACAGCUCGAGUAAACGUUCAGCUGACGAAUCUGAUAACAGUGUUGCACCGAAAAGGCAAAAACUUGAUACACCUGAGCCUGGAUCGGGUGUUGCAACAGGGAGAGGUCGCGGUAGAGUGAGAGGUAGAGGACGUGGACGUGGAAGAGGCCGCGGAUCGUUGUUAUCUCGUGCGACUCCAUCGAUAGACCCCUUGUCUCCAGACGAAAGAGCUAUGCUUCAGAACAAUAUUGAAACUCUUUUGGGACUAAUCAUGAACCACAAGAACGAUGAAGGAAGGGCAUUGAGUGACUUGUUUUUAGUUAAGCCAUCGAGAAGAUACUACCCUGACUACUAUGUGUUGAUAAAACACCCAAUAGCCCUCGAUACUAUCAGGAAGAGAGCAAGUGGGCAUACUUAUACCCAGUUAAGAGAAUUCUUGGAAGACAUCCACUUGAUGUUCAGCAAUGCCAAGAUUUAUAAUGAAGAAAGUUCAUUUGUUUAUCAAGAUGCAGCGUUUUUAGAGCAAAUGUGCAUCGACAAACUCAAUGAAUUGUUACCAACAGUGCCAGCAGAAGAAAUGGAGAAGAUUUUAAACUUUUCUGAAUUUGACGAAAUGUUUUUAUAG